Messenger RNA from Cinclus cinclus, 1086 nucleotides. It is a transcript of the gene ACP5, whose product is annotated as acid phosphatase 5, tartrate resistant. NCBI's taxonomy places the organism in Eukaryota, Metazoa, Chordata, Aves, Passeriformes, Cinclidae. The coding region runs from base 1 to 1086 and encodes 361 amino acids. The transcript has 6 exons. Gene Ontology annotation, biological process: bone resorption. The record is from RefSeq and is a predicted model, not a curated record. Gene Ontology annotation, molecular function: ferrous iron binding; acid phosphatase activity; ferric iron binding.
AUGGCGCAAUGGGGGCCCCCAACAUUUGGGGACCCCCGCAACCCCACCAGCAAUGGGCCCCCCCCCCCCUCCCCGGGCAAUGCGACCCCAUCCCCCUCCCCCCAUCUCUGGAUGCUGGCGCUGCUGUGGCUGACGGUGACCCUGGUGACAGCGGUGACACCCGGGGGGGGUCACGGGGGGGCUCUGACCUUCCUGGCCCUGGGGGACUGGGGGGGGGUCCCCGAUCCCCCCUUCGUGACCCCGCGCGAGGUGGCCACGGCGGCCGCCAUGGGCCAGGUGGCCACCGAGCUGGGCAGCGACUUCGUCCUGGCCCUUGGGGACAACUUCUACUACGAGGGGGUGCGGGACGAGUGGGACCCCCGGUUCCAGGACACCUUCGAGCGCGUGUUCGUGUCCCCGGGGCUGCGCGGGGUCCCCUGGUACGUGAUGGCCGGGAACCACGACCACGCCGGCAAUGUCACCGCCCAGCUGCGCUACAGCCACCACUCGCCACGCUGGCAUUUCCCCAACCCUUACUACAGCCUGCGGCUGCACAUCCCCGGCUCCAACGCCUCGGCGCGGCUGCUGGUGCUGGACACGGUGCUGCUCUGCGGCCACACCGAUGAUUUCGGCCUCGGGGACGUCCCCGCGGGUCCCCGGGACGCGGUGGCAGCCGGGGCUCACCUGGCCUGGCUGCGGGCACAGCUGGAAGCGGCCGCCGGGGACAGGUUCGUGCUGGUGGCCGGCCACUACCCGGUGUGGUCAGUGGCCAAGCACGGCCCCACGCCGUGUCUGCUGCGGCUCCUGCGGCCGCUGCUGCGGCGCCACCGCGUCACCGCUUACCUGUGCGGCCACGACCACAACCUGCAGUACCUGGAGGAAGGGGGCGUGGGCUACAUCCUGAGCGGUGCCGGGAAUUUCAUGGAGGAUUCCCGGCCCCACGAUGGCUCCGUGCCCCCCGGGUCCCUCCGGUUCUUCUUCGGGAACCCCACGAGCCCCGGCGGCUUCGCCCACCUGCGCCUGGAGCCCAGCGCGGUCACUGUCACCUUCCUGGAGGCCACCGGGCGUGUCCUGCACCGUGUGACACUGCCCCCCCGCCACCUCUGA